UCGUAUGUCUGUCUCAGCAUUUCCAGUGUAUGACUAUGAACUGCCUGUCACAGAAGAGGCUCUCAAUGCUUCCAUUGCAAGAAUCAAUUCUCAGUCCCGGGGGCCAAACUUGUAUGGUGUUGUCAGGAGCCACGUUAGAACUGUUGACAUGUGGAACAGCAAUGAUUACAAGCUAGUGAUACAGUUCAAUAUCCGUGAAACUGUAUGCACCAAAAUUUCAGGGAAAGACCCAUUCACAUGUGACUUCAAAAUAGGGCCUUUUGUGCCAACUGCUUUCUGCAGAAGUGUCGUGAUAGUCUCGGAAGAACAGAUCACAAACAUGGUUGUCCAGUGCCAUCAGGAUAUGUUCAGCUCAGAAUCAAUAAGCAGUGAGGAGAUGAUGCAUGCACAGAUAAUGAACCCCACCACGCGAGGCAGCAGUCUCUCUGAAGAUCUCUUUGCUCCUGAAACCUUCCCUUCAAGAAGAGGUAGUAAUAGCUAUGGAAACUGGCGUAAACGCAGCUAUGUCAGCUCUGACAAGAUUGAGUAACAUGAUCUGGAAUGGAAAAUAAGAAGAAUCAAGAUUCAAAGAUCCAGCACGUGAAGAAGGGACCUGAUGCAACUUCCUUUGCCUUUUGAGCAAAAUCAACUGUGUAACAAAGUGGCAGUUUUCUCC
Molecule: messenger RNA, 655 nt
Organism: Tinamus guttatus (white-throated tinamou)
Lineage: Eukaryota; Metazoa; Chordata; Aves; Tinamiformes; Tinamidae
Gene: SPP2
Product: secreted phosphoprotein 2
Biological process (GO): bone remodeling
Cellular component (GO): extracellular region
Source: RefSeq, a predicted model, not a curated record